Messenger RNA from Rhizophagus irregularis DAOM 181602=DAOM 197198, 1011 nucleotides. RefSeq lists its product as uncharacterized. Lineage: Eukaryota; Fungi; Glomeromycota; Glomeromycetes; Glomerales; Glomeraceae. The record is from RefSeq and is a predicted model, not a curated record.
AUUCCAUUUCUUUUCUUUUCUUUUUCAUUUCUUACUGUUUUACUUUAUACUUUAUUCUUUAUUUUUUAUUUUUAUUUUUUAUUUUUUUUUAUCUUAAAAAAGAUGCCUCGAGAUAAACCGAAACGUUGGGAAACUCAAGAUACAAUUAAAGUCCUUAAUUAUCUCAAUGAUAAUUUUGAACUUUGGUAUAAAAGUCCUUUCGUUGCAUGUGUUAAAGCAAUAGAAGCAACUAAUAUAAUUCGAGACGGAAAACAAGUUUAUAAUAAAGUUCAUGGUUUGGUUCAGGAUAUGGAAAAAUUUCUCGAUACCGGCAAAAAAGCAAAUAAUUCUGCCGUUAUUUGGGAAAAUGAAGAAAUUCAUAGUUUGGUAAGAGCAAUGUGUGUGAAAUCCAGAGAAAAAAAGAGAAAUGAAAAUCAAGAAACUUCAAGUCGUAUGAGUGACGGUGAUGUUGAAAUGAACAUCGAUCAAAUAACGGUAUCAUCUGAGGAAUCUACUAAUCAAAAUGACACAAAUAGGAACAUUCCUAAAUUAUCUUUUACUGUUGAAGAGGUUAAUAAUGUUUAUAAUGAAAAAAUUAAGAAAUUUGAAAAACUUCGAGCCGAACUUAUCGAGUCUAUUGAGAUUGCCAAUAAAAAAUUUGAUGAUUUUAAAAAAUUUCAAUGAUUUAAUUGGAGCAUAGUAAAUGAUUUCAAAUAUAUAUGCGACGUAUCACGCAUAUCAUUUGUAAGUUUAAUUAUUAUUUAGUUAAGGUUGGGCAAAUUAAGGUGCCCAAAGAAUUAAAAGAAUUUUUAAGAUAUUUGUACCAAUAUUCUUUCCUGUAUAGUUUAAUUGUUCGUUUGGAUAUUGACAUUUGAAAAUUCUUCGAUUCUUUAGAUUCUUAGCUUAAGAACGAUACUCAUUUAAUUGUAUCCCUAAAAACAUUACAUCCUACGUUUUGAUUAAUAUUAUUCUGUACAAAAUUUUAUAUUAAAUCAAGAUUUUAAUUAAUAAAAAAAUAUGUGUAUAUUCAAU